Molecule: messenger RNA, 8259 nt
Organism: Orcinus orca (killer whale)
Lineage: Eukaryota; Metazoa; Chordata; Mammalia; Artiodactyla; Delphinidae
Gene: SLC9A7
Product: solute carrier family 9 member A7
Exons: 18
Coding region: 329-2482 (717 amino acids)
Biological process (GO): sodium ion transport; proton transmembrane transport; regulation of pH
Cellular component (GO): membrane; recycling endosome
Molecular function (GO): sodium:proton antiporter activity
Source: RefSeq, a predicted model, not a curated record
CGAGGAGCGCAGAAGGCGAGGGGCCAGCGGUCCCGCCCGCAGGCUGGAAGGCGACCGGCGACCCCGCUGGGGAGGCGACGGGGCGGGCCCGCGGCGCGGCCGGGGGCCGGACAGGUGCGCGGGCGGGGGGCGGUGCUUGGGGAUCCUGCGCACUGCGCGCGCCCCUCCCCCAGCGCGGCUCCCGGCGCGGCCCCGGCCCCGGCGCGAGCGGGAGGAGGAGCUGCGGCUUCAGCGGCCACUCGGGCAGGUCGGCGGCGCCACGGGAAGCCGCCGACGGCGCGGGCUGCCUGUCCCAGCGCGCAGGAGGCGCGCGGGCGGCGCUGGGGCCAUGGAGCCUGGUGACGCGGCACGCCUCGGCCCGGAGCGGGUGGUUCGGGCGCUGCCACCGCGGCUGCUGCUGCUGCCGCUGCUCCCGCUGCUGCUGGGUCGGGGGCUGCGCGCGGCGGCCUCAGCCUCCUCCUCUGGGGCGGCGGCCGAGGACAGCAGCGCCAUGGAGGAGCUCGCCACGGAGAAGGAGGCGGAGGAGAGCCACCGGCAGGACAGCGUGAGCCUGCUCACCUUCAUCCUGCUGCUCACGCUCACCAUCCUCACCAUCUGGCUCUUCAAGCACCGCCGGGUGCGCUUCCUGCACGAGACCGGGCUGGCCAUGAUCUACGGGCUCAUCGUCGGGGUGAUCCUGAGGUACGGCACCACUGCCACCAGUGGUCAUGACAAGUCACUCAGCUGCACUCAGGAAGACAGGGCCUUCAGCACCUUAUUAGUGAAUGUCAGCGGGAAGUUCUUCGAAUACACCCUGAAAGGAGAAAUCAGCCCUGGCAAGGUCAACAGUGUAGAGCAGAAUGACAUGCUGAGGAAGGUAACAUUUGAUCCAGAGGUCUUUUUCAACAUUCUGCUGCCUCCAAUUAUUUUCCAUGCUGGAUACAGUUUAAAGAAGAGACACUUUUUCAGAAACCUUGGGUCUAUUCUGGCCUAUGCCUUCUUGGGGACUGCCGUUUCCUGCUUCAUUAUCGGAAAUCUCAUGUAUGGUGUGGUGAAGCUCAUGAAGAUUGUGGGGCAGCUCUCGGAUAAAUUUUACUACACAGAUUGUCUCUUUUUUGGAGCAGUUAUCUCUGCUACUGACCCAGUGACUGUCCUGGCGAUAUUUAAUGAAUUGCACGCAGAUGUGGACCUUUACGCACUUCUGUUUGGAGAAAGUGUCCUAAAUGAUGCUGUUGCCAUUGUACUGUCCUCGUCUAUUGUUGCCUACCAGCCAGCGGGGCUGAACACUCACGCCUUUGAUGCUGCUGCCUUUUUUAAGUCAGUUGGCAUUUUUCUAGGUAUAUUUAGUGGCUCUUUUACCAUGGGAGCUGUGACUGGUGUUGUGACUGCUCUAGUGACCAAGUUUACCAAGCUGCACUGCUUCCCCCUGCUGGAGACGGCGCUCUUCUUCCUGAUGUCGUGGAGCACCUUCCUCUUGGCAGAAGCCUGUGGGUUUACCGGCGUUGUAGCUGUCCUUUUCUGUGGAAUCACACAAGCUCAUUACACCUACAACAAUCUGUCGGUGGAAUCAAGAAGUCGAACGAAGCAGCUCUUUGAGGUGUUACACUUCCUGGCAGAGAACUUCAUCUUCUCCUACAUGGGCCUGGCGCUGUUUACCUUCCAGAAGCACGUUUUCAGCCCCGUUUUCAUCAUUGGAGCUUUUGUUGCCAUCUUCCUGGGAAGAGCUGCACACAUCUACCCGCUCUCCUUCUUCCUCAACUUGGGCAGAAGGCACAAGAUUGGCUGGAAUUUUCAACACAUGAUGAUGUUUUCAGGCCUCAGGGGAGCGAUGGCAUUUGCACUGGCUAUUCGAGACACGGCAUCCUACGCACGCCAGACGAUGUUCACAACCACCCUCCUCAUUGUCUUCUUCACCGUCUGGAUCAUUGGUGGAGGCACGACGCCCAUGUUGUCAUGGCUUAAUAUAAGAGUUGGCGUCGAGGAGCCCUCCGAAGAGGACCAGAAUGAACACCGCUGGCAGUACCUCAGAGUUGGUGUUGAUCCAGAUCAAGACCCACCACCCAACAAUGACAGCUUCCAAGUCUUACAAGGGGAUGGUCCAGAUACUGCCAGAGGAAACCGGACAAAGCAGGAGAGUGCAUGGCUCUUCAGGCUGUGGUACAGCUUUGACCACAAUUACUUGAAGCCCAUCCUCACACACAGUGGCCCCCCAUUAACCACCACUCUCCCAGCCUGGUGUGGCUUGCUCGCUCGAUGUCUGACCAGUCCCCAGGUGUACGACAACCAAGAGCCGCUGAGAGAGGAAGACUCUGAUUUCAUCCUGACCGAGGGCGACCUCACCUUGACCUACGGGGACAGCACAGUGACUGCGAACGGCUCCUCAAGCUCCCACGCAGCCCCCACGAGCGCCGAGGAGGUGCUGGAACGAGACCUGGGAAUGGGAGAGCAGAAGGUUUCCAGCCGGGGCACCCGCCUGGUGUUUCCCCUGGAGGAUAACGCGUGACUCCCCGCCCCGAGCCCUGAGUGACGGGGUAGGCCCACUGGCGGGAAUAGCACAGCAGUUGGUACCAAGUCAAGCCCCAGUCUCUGACAGUGUGAUAGACACUCUCCACAGCAUGGCUUCUCCAAUGCUGGGACAACGUGCUGAGUGGCCUGGUUCGUGGUGACUGACCUGGAAGGGAAGGAACAAAGGAUGUUUGAACUUCAGAACACAGAAAUCCACGGAAAGCCUGUUGAACCUUGAUGACAUAAGGCCUCUUAAAUAUGAAACCUAUAAUCUUCCCUACCUAAGCUGCAUUAUCCAAUGCUGUAGACCCAUACAGAAUCAGUAUCUAUCAUUUCUGCUUGUGACCCAAGAGGUGUUUGGUGAGGAUAAAGAUGGGGGCACCUCUCUUAGUGUGACUGUGCUUUCUGCAGCUGGUGCUGUGGGGCGCCUGUUGAGAAGAAAACUUUCUGAGACCUGCUGGGUAGAGUGGGGUAAGGGCUGGGACUGAAGCUGUACCUUUAGGCACCGACCAUGUAACCAUCCACCUUUCACUUGUGUACUGGUUCGUAUGUGCGAAAUAAAUCAUGCCAACAACGAUCAGCUGUUCUGUAAAACUGAGGCUGUAUAUAAGCAACGAGUCCAGCUUCCUACCUCUGUGGGAUCUGGGCUUUUUCCAUCUUCCAUUAAAACACAUUGCUGCAUCACUUUAUGGGAGCGGCAAAGGGUGAACUGACGAUGUUCAUGCUAGUUCUGCCACCGGUUUCUGGCUUUCUUGUGAUCCUUCCUCUGACCCCGGAUAUGUGCCAAAUUUGACAUCAUUUUCUAAUGUAGUAAAACUUGAUAGAACUACUGAUGCAGCAGAGUUUGGGUAAGGAGCACUUUCAAGGUGAUUAAAAAUGUGCAAUAAAGAUUCACAUUAAGCAUUAGACAAGAACUGAUUUCAUAAAUGCCUUGAGGCCUGUCUCAUGACCUUUAGCAUUCUGUUAGUACUGGUUAUUUACAUAAAGAAAGAGCCAGCAUGUCAAAUUUCAGUUGAAUUUAGUUUAAUAAAAACCAAUUUCCAGACAGGCUGACUGUGGUUCCAGGAAAGGUAGAAUAGAUGCAUUGCUCCUUAUUCCUCCCACAAAGUGUAACUAAAAUUCCCAAAUAUAUUUAUAAGAUGAAGAUAAGACUCUGAAGGAUAGGAAAAACAAGCUGGACUGACUAGGGACCUUGGGAGUUGAGGAACAACACAGGUGUGAGUUGCCUGGGUUUUCUUUUUGCCUCCUCAAUAUCCUAGGAUGGAUGCUGAAGAACCAGCAGGCCAGAAAUACCAAUGGCCAUAGACCAUAAAAGCCCCAUGAAAAGCCUGUUAUCUCUAGCCAAAGGGCAGGGAAAGGGUCAGCCUAGAAAGAACCCAAGCACCUCAAAAAAAAAAAUCCCCCCUCCUGUCAGCAGAGGCCUAGGGGAAGCCAGGGCUUCUGGACUACCACCCCCAUCUGGCAAUAACCAGGUGAUGCACCCCUUCUUCUACCAGCACAUUGUCAGUGGAGGCCUGCUAAAAUAAAUAAAAUUCAGAGAUUCAUAAUAUAUGUUCAAAUGUAUGCCAAAUGUUUAGGAUACAAUAAAAAAAAAUCACUUGUCAAACCAAGAACCAGGGAGAUUUUUGACUUGAAUGAGAGAAGACACCUGACAGAUGCCAACACUGAAACAACACAGAUACUGAAAUUAUCCAAGAAGGAUUUUAAGCUACCAUCAUAAAAAUACUUCAAUUAGCAGUUACACACUUGAAGCAAAAAAAAAAAAUUCCUGGCAAAGAAAUAUAAUACAAAAACGAAAGAGGAACCAAAUGGAAAAUUUAGAACUGUAAAAUACAAUAACCAAAAUUUUAAAAGCUCACUGGAUGGGCCAAAUUGCAGAAUGCAGAUGACAGUAAAGAAUUAGUGAGUCUGAAAAUAUAACUAUAGAAAUUACCCAAUCUGAACAAAAGAGAGAAAGUAGAGUGAAAAAAGAUGAACAGGGCAUCAGGGACCUGUGGUACUACAAUAAAUGAUCUAGUGUUCAUUUUUUUAAAAUUAGAGUUCCAGAAAGAGGGGAUAGCGAUUGAGGCUGAAAAAGUACUUGAAUAAAUACGGCUAAAAAUUUCCCACAUUCGGCAAAAGACCUACAGAUUCAAGAGGUUGGGUGAACCCCAACAAUACCCCAAAGAAAUCUACACCAAGAUACAGCAUAAUCAAAUUUCGGGAAAGUAAAGACAAAGAAAAAAUCUUGAAAGCAACUAGAGAGAAAUGAUGCACUACUUAUGGAAACAAUGAUUUGAAUGUCAGUGGAUUUCAUAUCUGAAACCAUGGAGGCCAGAAGGAAGUGGCAUGACAUUUUUCAAGAGCUGAAAGAAAAUAACUGUCAACUCAGACUUCUAUAUUCCAUGAUAAUAUCCUUCAGGAAUGAAUGUGAAAUAAAGACAUUCUCAGAUGAAGGAAACUAAGAGAAUUUAUUGCCAAUAGAACUGCUGUAAAAGAACUGCUAAAGGAAGUUUUUCCAGCAGAAAAGAAAGGAUAAAAGAAGGAAACUUGAAACAUCAUGAAGAAUGAAUAGAAAGGAUAAAAUAGAAGUAAAUUUAAUAGACUAUUCUCUUGAGUUUAAAAAAUUAUGUUUGACAGUUGAGGCAAAAAUUAUAACAUUGUAUGAUGUAGUUCUCAAUAUACAGAGAGAAAAUAUUAUAAGAGAAUUAUAAAGGGCACAGGAUAAUGGAACCUAAAUGGACAUAAAGUUUCUACACUUCACUUGAGGUGGUAGUAAAAUGUUGAGACCAGUAGGUUGUGAUUAGUUACAUACGUGUAACCUAAGGAAGCCACUUUUUUGUGCAGCAAAGAAAACCAUAAACAAAACGAAAAGACAGCCAACAGAAUGGGAGAAAAUAUUUGCUAAUGAUGCAACCAACAAGGGAUUAAUUUCCAAAAUAUACAAACAGCUCAUACAGGUCAAUAUCAAACAAAAACCCAAUCAAAAAAGGGGCUGAAGAUCUAAAUGGACAUUUCUCCAAAGAAGACAUACAGUGGCCAACAGGCACAUGAAAAAAUGUUCAACAUUGCUAAUUAUUAGAGAAAUGCAAAUCAAAACUACAAUGAGGUAUCACCUCACUUUGGUCAGAAUGGCCAUCAUCAAAAAGCCUACAAAUAAUAAAUGCUGGAGAGGGUGUGGAGGAAAAGGAACCCUCCUACCCUGUUGGUAGGAAUGUAAAUUGGUACAGCCACUACGUGGAACAGUAGGGAGGUUCCUUAAAAAACUAAAAAUAGAACUACCAUAUGACCCAGCAAUUCCACUACUGGGCAUAUACCCAGAGAAAACCAUAAUUCAAAAAGACACAUGCACCCCAAUGUUCAUUGUAGCACUAUUUACAAUAGCCAGGACAUGGAAGCAACCUAAAUGUCCAUCGACAGAGGAAUGCAUAAAUAAGAUGUGGUACAUAUAUACAAUGGAAUAUUACUCAGCCAUAAAAAGAAAUGAAAUUUGAGCUAUUUGUAGUGAGGUGGAUGGACCUAGAGUCUGUACCGAGUGAAGUAAAUCAGAAAGAGAAAAACAAAAUACUGUAUGCUAACACGUAUAUAUGGAAUCUAAAAAGAAAAAAAAAUGGUUCUGAAGAACACAGGGGCAGGACAGGAAUAAAGACACAGACGUAGAGAAUGGACUUGAGGACAUGGGGAGGGGGAAGGGUAAGCUGGGACGAAGUGAGAGAGUGGCAUGGACUUAUAUUUACUACCAAAUGUAAAAUAGCUACUGGGAAGCAGUCGCAUAGCACAGGGAGAUCAGCUGGGUGCUUUGUGGCCACUUAAAGGGGUGGGAUAGGGAGGGUGGGAGGGAGACGCAAGAGGGAGGAGAUAUGGGGAUAUAUGUAUAUAUAUAUAUAUAUAUAUAUAGCUGAUUCACUUUGUUAUAAAGCAGAAACUAACACACCAUUGUAAAGCAAUUAUACUCCAAUAAAGAUGUUUAAAAAAAUCUACGUAAACCGACAUCUAACUUCAUUAUUUAUGGUGAAAGACUGAAUACUUCCCCCUUAAGAUCAGGAAGAACACAAAGGUGUCUGCACUUACCAUUCUUAUUCAACAUAGUGCUAGAGGUUCUAGCCAAUGAAAUAAGGCAAGAAAAAGAAAAGCCAUAUUGAUUGGAAAGAAAGAAAACAGUCCUUAUUUGUGUUUAUAUGAUUAUGUACAUAGAAAAUCCCAAGGAAUACAAAACAAACUCCUAGAACUAAUAAGUGAAUUCAGCAGAUUUGCAGGUACAAGAUCAAUAUUUAAAAAUCAACUUUAUAUAUACUAGAAAUGAACAUCUUAAAACCAAAUUUUAAAACUCAUGCUAUUUAUGAUCGCUCAAAUUAAAUACUUAGGUAUAAAUCUAACAAAACAAUAAAGGACCCGUAUGCCAAAAACUACAAAACACCAAUAAAAGAAAUCAAACAAUCUAAAUCAAUAGAGAGAUAUAACUAUGUUCAUGGAUUGGAAGACUCAAGUAAAGAUGUCAUUUUUUCCCCAAAUUGAUUUAUAGUUUUAACAAUAUUCCUACCAAAUUCUAUCAAUGCCUUUUAUACAUACAGAGAAGCUUAUUCUAAAAUUUAUAUGGAAAGGCAAAAAAACUAGAAUAGCUAAAACCUUUCUGGAAAAGAAUAGAGUAGGAAUAGUCACUCUAUUCAAUAUUAAGCUACAUCUAACGACAUUAAUCACAACAGUGUGAUACUGGUGAGGGACAGGCAGUUCUUAGACAUGACAUCAAAUGCACAAUCUACAAAAGAAAAAAUGAUAAAUCGGAUUUCAUCAAAAUUUUAAAACUUCUGCUCUGCCAAAGAUCUUGUUAGGAUGAAAAGACAAGAUACAGUCUGAGAGAAAAUAUCUGCAACCACAUAUCUGACAAAGGGCUUUUAUCUAGAAUAUACCAAUCACUCUCAAAAUUCAAGAGUAAAAACCAAUCCAGUUAGUAAAUGGGCAAAACACCUGAACCAACAUUUCACCAAAGAGGAGAUAUGGAUGGCAAAUAAGCACACAAAAAGAUGUUCAACAUCACUAGCCACUAGGAAAAUGCAAAUGAGUACAAUAACAUACCACUUCAUACCUAUUAGGACAGCUAAGAUACAACAUAGCAACAAUACCAAGUGCUGGCGAGGCUGCACAGAAAUUUCUCUCUCAUACAUUGCUGGUGGGAAUGUAAAAUGGUACAGCCACCCUGAAAAACAGUUUGGUAGUUUCUUAUAAAACUAAACAUAAUAUACCACACAAACCAGCAAUUCCACUCCUGGGCAUUCAUCUCAGAGAAAUGAAAGUUUACAUCCACACAAAAACCUAUACCCAAAUAUGCAUUGCAGCUUUAUUUGUAAUAGUCCAAAACUGGAAACAAUCCGAAUGCCCUUCAAAUGGGUUAAUGGUUAAACAAACUGUGGUACAUCCAUACCAUGGAAAACUACUCAGCAAUGAAAAGGAAUGAAUUAUUGAUACAUGCAACAACCUGGAUGGAUAUCCAGAGAAUUACGCUCAAUGAAAACAGACAAUCUCAAAAGGUUAUAUAUUGUAUGAUUCCAUUUGUAUAACAAUCUUGAAAUAACACAGUUACAGAGAUGGGGUACAGAUUGGUGUUUGCCAGGGAAAGGGGUGGGAUGAGGUAGGGUAUGCGACUAUAAAGGGAUAGCACAAGAAUUUCUUUUUGCUGAUGGAACAGUUCUGUAUCUCGAUUGUGGUGAUGUUUACGUAUAUGUGAUAAAAUCACACAGAUCUAUGCACACACAUACACACAAAAUGAGUGUACGUAAAAACUGUUAAAAACUGAAUAAG